UGCGCAUUGACGGUUCCUUUCAGCAGCCGGGGCGGGGAGUUAGACGUAGACAGACUGGGACAGUGUGGAGCGAUGCGGCGGGGCCAGGAGCAGCGGGACAGCCGGCUGCUGCAGCACUGAGAGUGUUCGCCUCCUCACCACCCUGUCAGGACAUUCUGCAGAACUAUGUACCUCUGGAUCAGCAGCUCAAUGUUAGUGCCUAUCCCCUUAUUGCUGCAUAUUUAAAUUAGACUUUUAAUAUCACAGCAGCUGCUCACCAGACACAUGGUGAAUUGCUUUCAUUCCCAGGAUUGCAUCUUUGACAGCCAAGCCCUCUCCAGCUUUUUUCAUAAAAGUGAAGACCACAAGGAUAAUAUCCGCUGGCAAAUCUGUGAAUUACUGCCCUCUAGAUUGCCUUUUCUCUAGCGUGUGCUCUAACGCCCCCUAGCCAUGGAGCAGGGAAUGGAUUACUGGUUAGCUCAGAUACAGCAGAAGGAUGUUGGCAAACGGCUCCAAGUGGGACCCGAUAUGAUAGAUUAUCUGUCGGAUAAAAAGAAAUCAACGGAUCUUGAACAGGAUCAGACUCUUCUUGAUAGGAUGGUCGAUGUGCUUGCUACUUCCUGGGUGAAUUCUAGCAAUUACAAGGUUGCAUUGCUGGGCAUGGACAUUUUAUCAGCUUUCGUUACACGUUUGCAAGAUCGUUUCAGAACUCAGAUUAGCACAGUUCUGCAGAGUUUAAUAGAUCGCUUAGGUGAUGCAAAAGACUCAGUCCGAGAACAAGAUCAAGCCUUGCUGAUAAAGAUAAUGGAGUUUUCUCCCAGCCCGCAGUACCUUUGGGACCGGAUGCUAGGAGGGUUCAAGCACAAGAAUUUCCGCUCACGGGAAGGAGUUUGUCUCUGCCUUAUUGCAACUCUUAACACAUACGGAGCCAACGGUUUGACGUUGAGUAAGAUUGUACCUCAUAUAUGUAACCUGCUAGGAGACCCCAACAGUCAGGUCCGAGACGCAGCAAUAAAUUGCCUGGUAGAAAUCUACAGACAUGUAGGAGAGCGUGUACGUGCUGACCUUUGCAAGAAAGGACUACCACAGUCACGCUUGAAUGUGAUUUUCACCAAAUUCGACGAAGUCCAGAAAUCCGGGACCAUGAUCCAGUCUUCGCUGGAUAAAAACUUUGAUGAUGAAGAUUCAGUUGAUGGAAACAGACCUUCGUCAGCAAGCUCCACUGCAUCCUCCAAAGCGCCGCCUUCUGCUCGCAAAUCGGUGACCAUGGGGACAGCUCGAAGGCCGGGGACAACUACUGUGGCCACCAAGUCAGGAGCAAAGGAAGGAGGUGCAGGAGCAGUUGACGAGGAGGACUUCAUCAGAGCAUUUGAAGAUGUUCCGACUGUACAGAUCUAUUCGAGCAGAGACCUUGAGGAAUCUAUCAAUAAAAUCCGGGAAAUACUUUCAGAUGAUAAGCAUGACUGGGAGCAGAGAAUUACUGCGCUUAAGAAAAUCAGAUCUCUCCUCUUGGCCGGUGCUGCUGAAUAUGACACCUUUUUCCAGCACCUGCGUCUUCUUGAUGGAGCUUUCAAGCUGUCCGCCAAGGAUUUGCGUUCACAGGUGGUCCGAGAAACCUGUAUUACCCUGGGGCAUCUUUCAUCUGUUCUGGGGAACAAAUUUGACCAUGGAGCAGAAGCAAUUAUGCCCACUGUUUUCAAUUUAGUCCCUAACAGUGCCAAAGUGAUGGCCACCUCUGGUGUGGUAGCUAUUCGUUUAAUCAUACGUCAGACACAUGUCCCAAGGCUAAUACCGAUCAUCACAAGUAACUGCACCUCCAAGUCUGUCGCAGUGCGAAGACGCUGUUAUGAUUUUUUGGAUUUACUUCUACAAGAAUGGCAAACUCACUCUCUGGAAAGGCACAUAUCAGUGUUAGUGGAGACGAUCAAAAAGGGACUCAAUGAUCCAGAUUCAGAAGCGAGGAUAAUCGCACGCAAGUGUUACUGGGGAUUCCACGGUCAUUUCAGUAGAGAAGCAGAACAAUUAUUCCACAGUCUGGAGUCCUCAUAUCAAAAAGCACUUCAAUCCCAUUUGAAAAACUCUGACAGCAUCGUCUCCCUCCCUCAGUCAGACCGUUCCUCAUCCAGUUCCCAGGAAAGCCUGAACCGCACACUAUCAGCCAAAAGAAGCCCCCCUGGCAGUUCUGCGUCCAGAGUUUCCACAGUAAAGUCUGCAGCUCUCCCUGGUUCUCUGCAACGGUCCCGCAGUGACAUUGAUGUGAAUGCAGCAGCCAGCUCCAAGUCCAAAGUGGCAUCUUCUAACACAUCCGCGCCUUUCAGUUCGGCUGCUGCUUUGCCACCUGGGUCUUAUGCAUCCUUAGAUGGUCCCACUGCUAAAUCUGAGGGCCGAAUUCGUACAAGGAGGCAGAGUUCCGGAAGCAACAGCAGUGCCACCUCCAUUCAAGCUGACACCCGUGGGCGUAGCAGAGCGAAAAUUGUGUCUCAGUCCCAGCGAUCCCGAUCAGCGAAUCCAGCCAGUGCCGGUAGCCGUUCCAAUUCUCCAGGAAAAGUGCUGUCAAGUGGGUAUGGUGUGUUACCGACCGGUGCCCAGAGGGUCCCACAGAUACCAUCCUCUGAUAAAAGGAGCAAGAUUCCACGCAGUCAGGGCUGCAGCCGAGAAACCAGCCCAAGCAGGAUAGGAUUAGCCAGGAGCAGCCGCAUCCCUCGACCGAGCAUGAGUCAGGGGUGCAGCCGCGACACCAGCCGUGAGAGCAGCCGUGAUACAAGUCCCGCUAGGGGCUUCGCACCACUCGCCUCUCGACGUCAUUCCAGGUCCACUAGUGCGCUCUCCACCUCCGAGUCUGUGGGGCAGUCAGAUCGCUAUGGAAUGGGACAAUCUGGCAGGAUACCGUCCUCCGUGAAUGCAAUGAGGGUACUCAGCUCCAGUACAGAUCUGGAAGCUGCAGUGGCAGAUGCUUUGCUGCUGGGAGAUCCCCGGAACAAGAAAAAGCCAGUGAGAAGACGCUACGAACCUUAUGGAAUGUAUUCUGAUGAUGACGCAAACAGCGACGCCUCUAGCGCAUGCUCAGAAAGGUCUUAUGGCUCAAGAAAUGGUGGGAUUCCGCACUAUCUGCGUCAGACUGAGGACGUUGCAGAGGUUCUAAAUCACUGUGCCAGCUCCAAUUGGUCAGAGAGGAAAGAGGGACUGAUUGGGUUGCAGAACCUGCUCAAGAGUCAGAGGACACUCAGCCGUGUGGAGCUUAAGAGACUGUGUGAGAUUUUCACUCGGAUGUUUGCUGAUCCCCACAGCAAGGUAUUCAGCAUGUUCCUAGAAACAUUGGUGGAUUUCGUCAUUAUUCACAAGGAUGACCUGCAGGACUGGUUGUUCAUAUUGCUCACCCAACUCCUGAAGAAAAUGGGUGCUGACCUGCUGGGCUCUGUGCAGGCCAAAGUCCAGAAGGCUUUGGACGUGACAAGGGAUUCCUUUCCUUUUGACCAGCAAUUUAACAUUUUGAUGAGGUUCAUUGUGGAUCAAACUCAGACGCCAAACUUGAAGGUGAAAGUUGCAAUACUGAAGUACAUUGAGUCCCUCGCCCGGCAGAUGGACCCUACAGAUUUUGUGAACUCCAGUGAAACACGACUUGCCGUCUCUAGAAUCAUCACCUGGACUACUGAACCAAAGAGCUCAGAUGUGAGAAAGACCCUGAAUAACUGGGUGUGUGAUGACCUUGCUGCCAGACCCAGCACAGCAUCCUCCGGGCCCGAAGGAAGCCUGGAAGAAAGGUGUAAACAGGCUGCACAAAUAGUCCUGAUCUCUCUAUUUGAACUGAACACACCAGAGUUCACAAUGUUACUGGGUGCUUUGCCAAAAACAUUCCAGGAUGGUGCGACCAAACUACUGCACAACCAUCUCAAGAAUUCCAGCAACAGCAGCAUGGGAUCACCAAGCAAUACCAUGGGCCGUACUCCUUCCCGACACUCCAGCAGUCGCUCAAGUCCUUUAACCUCUCCAACGAACUGUUCUCAUGGUGGCCUCUCCCCAAGUUUGCUGGAUUAUGACACUGAAAACCUGAAUUCCGAUGAAAUCUACAGCUCCCUUCGUGGCGUCACUGAAGCCAUUGAGAAAUUUAGCUUCCGUAGUCAAGAGGAUCUUAAUGAGCCGGUUAAACGGGAUGGAAGGAAGGACGGUGACAUGGUCUCCCGAGAGGCUGGAAUGGCAUCUCCUGUGAGUGACCUCCGUGGAGGUUCUGAUGUGGUGGAAGGAGGACGGAUGGCAUUAGAUAACAAGACUUCAUUGCUAAACACUCAACCACCACGUGCUUUCAGUGGGCCACGAGGACGAGAGUACAACCCUUAUCCUUACUCUGACUCAAUAAAUAGCUAUGACAAAACUGCUCUGAAGGAAGCUGUCUUUGAUGAUGAUAUGGACCAGCUACGUGAUGGUUUGUUGCCUCCAGUUUCCAUUGAUCACUCUGACCUAGUCGCUGACCUUUUGAAGGAACUGUCCAAUCACAAUGAACGGGUGGAGGAGAGAAAAGGAGCCCUUUGUGAGCUACUGAAGAUAACACGAGAAGACAACCUUGGAGUUUGGGAGGAGCAUUUUAAAACUAUCCUCCUUCUCUUGCUGGAAACUCUAGGAGACAAAGAUCAUGCAAUUCGAGCCUUGGCCUUAAGAGUACUGCGUGAAAUUUUGCGGAACCAGCCAGCCAGGUUUAAAAAUUAUGCUGAGCUGACGAUCAUGAAGACACUUGAGGCUCACAAGGAUUCCCACAAAGAGGUUGUACGAGCUGCAGAGGAAGCGUCAUCUACCCUCGCCAGCUCCAUACACCCUGAGCAGUGCAUCAAAGUUCUCUGUCCCAUCAUCCAGACAGCUGACUACCCCAUCAAUCUGGCUGCCAUCAAAAUGCAAACUAAAGUCAUUGAGCGGAUUUCUAAGGAGUCACUGCACCAAAUCCUGCAAGAUAUUAUCCCAGGCUUAUUACAGGGCUACGAUAAUACAGAGAGCAGUGUCCGUAAAGCAAGUGUCUUCUGUCUCGUAGCGAUUUAUUCAGUGAUUGGAGAAGAGCUGAAACCUUAUCUUGCACAGCUGACAGGCAGUAAGAUGAAACUUCUGAAUUUGUACAUUAAAAGAGCCCAGACGACGAACAGCAACAGCAGCUCCUCUUCGGAUGUUUCCACGCACAGUUAGUGGGCAGGUUCAGUCCUGAGUGGCUUUUAGAAAGUGUCGGCAGAGACCACGCCAGCACCUCCCAUACACAGGGUGUGUCCAGUGGCGGACCAUUAAAUAUUAACACUAAUAGAAACUACUACUUCAUCACUGGAAAGGCUGGCGAGGAUUCCAGCGCUGAAAGGGUUUCAUUAGUCAAGAAAAUGGUGUUUCUCUUGUCCAUUUGUUAUGAAUUCCUAAAAACAGCCCCAUCUAGAGCUGCAAGGUGAAGAAGCGAUCAGCGGUGCCUCUCAAACCUUUUCUGAAAAUGCACCUCCCAAUAUUUGUUGCAAUCAGUAUUUUAUUUAACAAAACUGUAUGUGAAUUUUUUUUCUUUGUUGCUUUUGGAAUUGAAUGUACACAGAGAUUUGUGGUGCAACUAAAAAAUUCCCAUAAGGAAAAUUUUGCAUUUGAACUGGCUUUAGAAUUUACAAGCAAACCAAGGUUUGCGCCCUAAAAUUCUUUUUUUUUUUUUUUUUUUUUUUGUUUAUGCUGUUUUAUUUUGUAAAUAUUCAGCAAAAUAAUUUUACAGCUGCUGGUAAUAUCCCUUUUAGAGGGAGCUGGAUCCACAGUGUUUAGCUGCACACAUUAAAAGAUUUCACAUUCAGCAAGUGGAGAUGAUGUUGUUAUUUAAAUUUAACCUUUUUCCUUUCGCUGGUUCUUGGCAUUGCAUUAUCCAGCCCAAUGUGUCAAAUGAUCUGUGCUGUGGAGCUUGAACUGACAGGUCAGCAGCUACAUCUGAUCUGCCAUAUAAAGAGCAUUUUAUCAGGGAUUAUUAGGAUGUUAUAUCUUUUAAACACAACAAUUUUAGUUUAUGGGGGAGCAUUUUUUUCUUAAACUUGUCUAAAUGGUGUAAAUGCUGGCAGGUCGCCAUUACUUAUCUGUGAACACCAUAUGCUAAUGUUAUCAAGUGAUUUAUAUUAUAUGAUCUAUUAGGUAUGACAAAGUCUUAAACUCUGUAUUUGAGAUUCCCUAUUAAGGUAAAGGUUUAAAAAUAUUUUAAGGGUUUUACACGUGAGUCACAUGACAUUGCUAUAGUUGGAAUGCGCUGCCAAUAAAACUGAUAAAAAGUUAAGAAUAACUGACAUAUUAGAUAUUACACAUUUUGCCUGUGUAGCACAAUAAGACGUUUAAUAUAACCACAUUAUUUGUGCAGAUUAGCCGUGAUAUAAAAUAAGGAAAAACAUUCACAAAUGUCUUUUUAUAGAGAUAUUCCCUCUUUUAUUUCAAAUGAUAGUAAGUGACUGAGGCUGGACCUGCACACACUACAUCUGGAUGUGAUCCCAGAUCUAUUACAGCCAGAUAGAUAAUCAUUGUGGUUGUAUUCAUAAGCCAGUCUCCCCAAACAUGUCUCCAAGGCCAGAUAUAUCUUACCUGUAUCAGAGCAUAUCCGCAGCAACCCAUGCUGAUCCAUCUGUGGAUAACCUUAUCCAUGAGCUUACUCCUGUUCUUUCUGCUAUUUUGUCUGUCCAAUGUGACUCUGCAGCACAGGUGAGGGAAUCAUCUUAGACUCUUAUUUUGAUUUUUAGUGUUCGUUUGAUUUAUUUAUAAAAUAUUUAAUCACAAUGUAAAUAGAAUGCCUCACACUUUCCUUCUAAUAUUGAUGGAGACUUUGGCACUGUAUGUAUGAGAUUAUUUCCAAGGCUGCACUUCCAAUUUCUGGAAUGCUGCCUUUUCCCACUCUUUCCAGGAGGAAAACAUAUGGAAAAUGUCCACUCAUGAAGGUGCUAUAUUAAACUAUUGUGCAGAGUUACAGACACAGGCUAUUUCCGACCCUCCAUGUAGCAGAUUAAUCACUGACUAAUCCAUACUACAAACACGAGGAAAGAUCCAAUGUCUGUAAUGAUGGAGUUGGAUAUUUUUCCCGUAAUGACCAUUAUUACUCAAAUUCACAGCAGCUCCCAAUGUCUGUGCAGCAUACUGUACAUUUCUAAAGAGGGUGUUGGUCUUAAAUAAUUUUAUGACACUGUAAGGAUUUCUUGUUCCUUCCAAAUGAAUGGCAGCAGUCUGAGAAAAAUUAAAUGGAUCCUAGUGAGAAACAUACAGUUGUUUGGGGUACUGACCUCUAGCCAUCAAAAUGACCACCAGUCCCAGCUGGUAGUUAUUUCUGAGAACACUUUAUCACUGAGAAAUUAUUUCAACACAAGAAAAAAGGAAACCACUUAUGAACCCACCCUCCCACUUUAAAAUACUGUAGUGCAUAAAUUUUGAAGGCAUGUCUCUCAUUUGCCAGGUUCACAGUCAGUGAACUUUCUUAUGUUGCCUACUAACAGCCUGAACACGUCUUGAGAGUACUAUGUAUCACAACUCUCCCCUAACGUGCAUAAUAGCAUUGCAAGCAGCUACCCUGUAUAUUAUUUAUAGACCCUGUCAAUGUGUAAACUGAUGAGAUCUUGGAUCUUUGUCAGGGGUUCCCCAUUGUGGUGGGGUGGAGAAGGCUAAAGACACAAGUUAUGAAUUAAUGAAUACUUGGUUAAUAUGCAUGUUUUUUUUUGGUUGUUUUUUUUUUGGUCAUGUUACAUCUCUGUAUUUAUAUCUUGAUUUUCCCUUUCCCGUGUAUCAUGGCAGUUGUACAGAUCAGCUCUUUGGGUUUCUUUAUUUGUUUUCUUUUUUUUUUUUUUUUUUUUGUCUUCUUUCAAAUUUUUGUUGCAUUAACAUGUAUGUGAUAGAAUUUGCUAUAAAAGAAAAUGAGAAGAAAAGAAAAAAAAUCCUGAGUUUGCUUUAGAAUAAAUUAAAUGUAUGUUUAAA
This is a messenger RNA of Pseudophryne corroboree (corroboree frog), 7911 nucleotides long. It is a transcript of the gene CLASP1, whose product is annotated as cytoplasmic linker associated protein 1. The transcript is spliced from 42 exons. Gene Ontology annotation, biological process: mitotic spindle assembly; establishment of mitotic spindle localization. Gene Ontology annotation, cellular component: basal cortex; cytoplasmic microtubule; kinetochore. The record is from RefSeq and is a predicted model, not a curated record. Gene Ontology annotation, molecular function: microtubule binding; kinetochore binding. Lineage: Eukaryota; Metazoa; Chordata; Amphibia; Anura; Myobatrachidae. Bases 430 to 5145 code for a protein of 1571 amino acids.